CAGCCGCGUCAGGGCGGAGCCUCCGGCCCGCGUCACGCGCCGCCCCCCUCUCCCAUUGGCGGUCGCCUAGUGACGUCUGUUUUCCGCCUCUCCCGGAAGUGAAGCCGCCUCCCUCCUUCUCCUCCCGCCGGGAAACGCCGGGGCUCCGCGCAGCCUCUCUUUAAAGCCCACUGUAGAGAGCCAUGGUAUGCAUUCCUUGCAUCGUGAUCCCAAUCCUGCUCUGGGUCUACAAGAGGUUCCUGGAGCCGUAUCUCUACCCCUUCAUCUCUCCUUUGAUCAAACGCCUUUGGCCCAAGAAAGCCGUGCAGGGACCGGCCAAGCCGGAGCAAAGGACCAGCUCUGAGGAGGAUUCCCUGACGCAGGAUCCCUUCGGCGAUCAGCCGGAACUUUAUGAAACCAAAAGCAAUGGCAUAGCAAAUGGAUUUCCUGGAAGUGGGCCCAAAGAAGAUUCCAAUAAAAAGACGGAUUAGUUAUGCUUCCGUUGUGGGGUCAAGGCUGUUAUUAAGAAAUGAACUCACCGUGUUGUCCCCACAUGGAUAUUUUAUUGAUUGCACAUUUAUCUGAACGGAAAUUUGUAAUAUGUAUAGACACCGGGGAGUCUUGGAAUAAUUCUAGCUGUGUCCUUGAAAAUAGUUUUAAUAUAUUGUCCUGCUGUUGUUAAAAUUGGGGGUGGCUGGAACCCCAAUGCGCAGUGCAAUUGGAGAGUGUUAACAAUGUUAGUGUCCAUAUUUUAUUAAAGCUAUAACUCUCAAUUUUGCUACUUGUUUCAAAGAAAUUCCUGAAAUCCUUCAUUGAUGAUGACCCAUAGGUUGGUUUUUUCAAGCAAAAGUUCAUGCCCACAGUAGCUAAAAAAAAAAGCAGCAUUGUAAAUAUUUGAAUACUAAUGGUGAAAAUAUUGAUAGCUACUAAUUUGCUGUUUCUAAAUUAGCAUCUGCAGAGCCGCCCUAUUGCCGAUUCCUCACAAUGAUAUAGAACGAGUAGGCAACCUUGGCUCUUUUAUGACUGGUGGACUUCAACUCCCAGAAUUCCUGAGCCAGCUAUGCUGAGGAGAAAGGGAGAGGCUUCCAAGCUGAACCAUGCUGAACUCAGGAAUUCUGGGAGUUGAAGUCCAUGUGUCAUAAAAGGGCCAGGAUUGGCUACCCUUGGGAUAGAAAAACUUUUAAAAAGCAGAUAUUAUAUGGAGGAAACAAUACCAAUUCAAUGCCACAAAGGUGAAAUGUCCUUUUUUGAUGUUUUUGAGCUUCUAAAGGUGAAACAAAGCUAAAGCUGAUAAACACAACUCUUUAUGCAAAUUCCUGUAUUUUGGUUGAUCAUGUCUACCUCCCUAAUUAGAAUAACACCCAAGGCCACCAUAGCAAAUAAACUUUACUGGUUAUUGUUGUAACUAUACUAUUUUAUCUGCAAUGUAGAUUUUCAGUUGGUGCAUUCUAAAAUCCCUGUGUGUUUUUCCUAAAGGAAUAGGGAAGUUGUAUCUCCCAUGUGAAGUAAAAAUUACACCUUACAAAUAUGCCCAGGACUCCAUUUCGAUUUAAGGCAUUUUUACAGAGAACAGGUGGGUGAUUGGGAAAAGCUCAGUGGGGAUAAGAGAGUUUAUUAUUUUUCUGAGAGAUCCAUUUUAGUGAAUAAGGAGACUACAACCCUUUGCCUAGGAAAAAUGCAAAUUUCACUGAUUUAGAAUUUGAAUAAAGUGUGAAA
Crotalus tigris (Tiger rattlesnake) is the source of this 1695-nucleotide messenger RNA. RefSeq names its product chromosome unknown C18orf32 homolog (gene CUNH18orf32). The record is from RefSeq and is a predicted model, not a curated record. The coding region runs from base 183 to 470 and encodes 95 amino acids. Lineage: Eukaryota; Metazoa; Chordata; Lepidosauria; Squamata; Viperidae. The transcript is spliced from 3 exons. Gene Ontology annotation, biological process: positive regulation of canonical NF-kappaB signal transduction.